Molecule: messenger RNA, 1113 nt
Organism: Fomitopsis serialis
Lineage: Eukaryota; Fungi; Basidiomycota; Agaricomycetes; Polyporales; Fomitopsidaceae
Product: NAD-binding Rossmann fold oxidoreductase
Exons: 3
Coding region: 1-1113 (370 amino acids)
Molecular function (GO): nucleotide binding
Source: RefSeq, a predicted model, not a curated record
AUGGCCAUUCGUCUGGGAUUCGUCGGACUCUCCUCUCAAGGUUGGGCGUCAUCGAUGCUCGCGCCGCCGCUCCUGCAGGCACCGCUGAAGUCUACAUACACGCUCGCGGCCGUCUCGACCACCAAUGCCAACUCUGCUGCUGCGAGCGCAGAGAAGUACUCCGAAUUGGCGAAACACCCUGUGAAGCCAUAUCAUGGGUCGACCGCUACGAUCGCGGCGGAUCCUGAGCUCGACUUCAUCGCCGUGGCGGUCAAGGCACCGGAACACAAGACGGCAGUCACGCCCAUCAUCGAGGCGGGGAAGAAUUUCUUCAUCGAAUGGCCCGCGGGCAAGAAUCUGCAGGAAACUACGGAGAUGGCGGAGGCAGCGAGGAGGAAGGGUCUGAGGACUCUGGUCGGCACGCAAUGCAGGCAGAGCCCCACGGUUCAGAAGAUCAAGGAAAUUGCAGAAUCCGGACAAAUAGGACGCAUCCUGUCUUCGAGCAUUAUUGCACGCUCACCGAACCCUCCGCCGUACAUCUGGGGCCCCAAGAUCUCCGAGGGCACGACAUUCACCGCGGACGCAGAGCAAGACACGACGCUCUUGGACAUCGUAGGAGGCCACUUCCUCGAAGGCUUCACCCACGCGCUCGGGCCCUUCACCUCCGUGACCUCGACCCUCGCAGUCCAGUACCCCACCGCAGAGGUCGUCGACGCAUCUGGCAACCCCACCGGCAAGACAAUCCCGCAGACGGGCGCGAACCAAGUCGCCUUCACGGGCACGCUCGCGAGCGGCGCGGUCGCGAGCAUCCACUGGCGCGGUGGUGUGAGUGCUGAGGGUGGCAAGGCAGGCUCGCCGUUCGUGUGGGUCAUCGACGGCGAGAAGGGGUCGAUCCGGGUCGAGAACGACGUCCCUGCGGGAGCAUACAUCCACAUAUACGAGCCGGACCUGUACUUGAACGAAGAGAAGGUGGAGGUGUCACAGGACGGGCAGACGAACACGGGCAGGGCGUGGGCGGAGUAUGCGAAGGGCGACGCGGGUAACUUCCCCACUCUUGAGGACGCAGUCAAGUUGAAGCAACUGCUUGAGGCGAUCAAGACGAGUGCGCGGGACGGGAAGAGAGUGGAUCUAUAA